UGUGGACUCCCCCGGGAAGGGGUUCAUGUCGCGACCGCUCGCGGGACUAGACUCUCGCGUUUUUUCUUCUCUUCCAUAACCUCUCAGUGUCAUGUCGGAUGAACAACGCGUCGUCUACCUGGAAGAUGUCGACACCGCAGUAGUUUCGACUUCUGACGCGGAAAAAGCCUCCGAAUCACCUAGUUCAAAAUCACAAGAUGGCCCAGCCAAGGCCACAGUUACCGCAACACAGGCGACAGGCACCUUGAAAAGGCAGAGAACUCUCAUGGAUAUGCUAUCUGGAACACAGGAUUGCAAAAGUGCAAAGCCCGCGGCUAAGAAACUGAAGCUAGGCGCCUCGUCGUCAGGCCCCGACUCUGCUAAAAUUACGGUCGCCGGAGUUCAGCGUUUGAAUGCGAUACCUUUCUCUCUGUCUCAAUACGUCGAAUCAAUUCCGCAGGAUCAAAAACAUUUGCUAAAGCUAGAAUCCGAAUGCAUGGGCAAGAGCUGGUUGAAACUUCUAAAGGAAGAGAUCAAAAAGCCAUAUUUUAUCUCAUUGAAGAAGUUCCUGUGGGAGGAAGGAGUCCAUGGCCCUGAUGAGAGUGCUAAAAAUCUCAAAGUGUACCCUUCACCAAAAGAUAUUUAUGCGUGGUCUAACACGCCCCUCGGAAAGGUGAAGGUCGUAAUCAUUGGCCAGGACCCCUACCACGGUCCGAAUCAAGCUCAUGGCCUCUGUUUCUCCGUCCCCAAGGGCGUCACUGUGCCGCCUUCCUUGAAAAACAUCUAUGCUGAGAUAAAGGCCGAGUACCCCGAAUUCGAACCUCCUAAGCAUGGUAACCUCACAGCGUGGGCUGAUAAUGGUGUCCUCAUGUUAAACACCUGUCUUACUGUGAAGGCAAACAAAGCAGGGUCUCAUUCCGGCAAGGGCUGGGAAGAAUUUACUGACAAAGUUGUGGACGUAGUUGAUAAGUAUGGCGGUGCCAAUCUUUCGUCCGGCGGUGAUUCCGACAUGAACGGGAUUGGGCGUGGAGUGGUAUUCUUGGCUUGGGGGUCAUGGGCCGCAAAGCGUGUGGCUAAACUCAGCAAGACAAAACACUUGAUUCUUACUAGUGCCCACCCUUCGCCCUUUAGUGCUCAUAAGGGUUUUCUGGGCAAUGGACAUUUCAAGGCUGCGAAUGGCUGGCUGGAGAAGAAGUAUGGACCUCAAGGCAAAGUCGACUGGUGCAAUCUGGAUUAAUUGAACGCAUGGAAAGCAUAAUAUACCAACCUUGUUAAUAUACCUACGGGAGACGCAUUGUAUACAUUGCGUAGUUUUUGCUAGUGAGUCCCGACGAUA
Suillus plorans is the source of this 1315-nucleotide messenger RNA. Its product is annotated as uracil-DNA glycosylase-like protein. The transcript has 8 exons. Gene Ontology annotation, molecular function: uracil DNA N-glycosylase activity. Gene Ontology annotation, biological process: base-excision repair, AP site formation via deaminated base removal; base-excision repair. Bases 92 to 1216 code for a protein of 374 amino acids. NCBI's taxonomy places the organism in Eukaryota, Fungi, Basidiomycota, Agaricomycetes, Boletales, Suillaceae. Gene Ontology annotation, cellular component: nucleus; mitochondrion. The record is from RefSeq and is a predicted model, not a curated record.